Phialemonium atrogriseum is the source of this 3651-nucleotide messenger RNA. RefSeq lists its product as uncharacterized. The record is from RefSeq and is a predicted model, not a curated record. NCBI's taxonomy places the organism in Eukaryota, Fungi, Ascomycota, Sordariomycetes, Cephalothecales, Cephalothecaceae. Bases 158 to 3397 code for a protein of 1079 amino acids. The transcript is spliced from 2 exons.
CGCGAGUCCCGCCUUGCGUGUAAGUCGAGCCAGACGACGACCACCCACAGCAUCAUCCCCAUCUAUGAGAUCGCUCUAUUGCAGACCGAUGCCCCUUGGAUUUGAUACUCGGUAGUCAAGCGAGAGACAUGCUGCUGGUCAUAUCGAUCUAUCCUCCAUGAUGCUGACCACCGCCUCCCAACUCACUGCCCGCGCCCGGUGCGCGAGAGUCAGUGCUCUAGGGGCCCUUGGCUCUUCGAGUAGUGCCUUGAUCCGGCACCGACAACAACUGGUCCGCGGUUUCCGUUUCGGGCGUAUCUGGUCAUCGCAUCUCGACUCGGAGUUUCAUCGCGACACCUGCCGCCGCAAUCGCAAGCUCCGCUAUAAGUACGCUGAGACUCUGAACCGGCGGCUUUUGGGCGACAAGCAUCCUCUUGCAGAGGAUGCAAAGGCUGCCUUCAAACGGAUGGUCCAUGACUGCUGGCAUCCCCUGAAAGACCCCCGGCCCGGGCGCAGAUAUGUGAACCAGGAUGCGCCUCGGAAGACCCCGGACAAUCCUACAGGCGCACGCCCUGGACGGAACAUUGAGGAUGUUGAGCGGGGACCAAUGGCGCAUUUUCUCUUUGGCGACAGUGACCCAUUUGGCUCCCCCUUUCAGAAAGCCUCACCGGCACGAUCAUCGAGUACCCUUUCAGGCAACAACAGCUCCACGUACGCGGCCCAGGAGGAAUACAUAAUCGACCCGAUUACCAACCGGAAGCGGCCGAGAACGCCCUCUGAUCCGCUAUAUCCAACCCCCGGCAAGGAAUUCUUCAAAUCCCACAGGUCACAGUUCACGGCCUACGGCGCGUCCAGGAUUGGUGGAGCACAAGCGCCCAUCUUCUACGACGGCCCUCCGCCGGAAGCAGAGCUGCAGAAGUAUGAUCAACUUCAUCUCGAUCUCGACCCCGAGCCUUGGGAUCCAAUUCAGAUCCAAGUUACAACCGAGCAGGAACCUUUCACCAGUUCAAACCGGCAACCUGUUCUUGAGAGCGAGGAAUAUGUACGAAACCAUGAAGAUGGGUCACUGAGUUGGAAGCACAAGGGCAUAUCCUGGCAUCGGAGUGAUGGCAUCGUCCCCUCUCCCAGCACCGUUCUUCAGGAUAAAGUGGAAACUCGGACCUGGUCACUCAACCCAGAAUAUUUCGGAUACGAAGACCUGGAUAAAUACAAGCCCUUUAUGCAUAAUGAGAAUGCGGCCACCCAGACACGAGCGCCCAAGUAUGACGACUUACACAAGUACAAACCAGUGGUGGUAGACGAGUGCGAAGGAACCCAACAUGAGCCCGCCCAGAUCUAUGAAGAUCUUGACAAGUACGGCGCAUUCAAAUAUCAGGAACCGGACGGCAAGCCCUUGGUUGAAGAGCAGGCACCAAUGCCGGAGUUGGAGAAGUACCAGCCGGUCCGGUACAACGAACCAGACGGAAAACCGGCGAACCACCAAGAGGCGGAAGUUGACCCUGCAGAGCUGAGCAAGUAUCAAGCAUUCAGGUACAACGAGCCCGACGGAAAAUUGCCCAUGACCGCCGAAGAGGGCAGCAGCUAUGACCCCGCCGAGCUGCAGCAAUACGGAGCGGUCAGAUACAACGAGCCUGAUGGAAAGCCGCCAAUGGCUGAGGAGACCAACGAAUAUGAUCCUGCGGAACUCGCGAAGUACCAACCAUUCAUGUACAACGAGCCCGAUGGGAAGCCUCCUGGCUAUGUCGAAGAAGGGAACGAGUAUGAUCCCAAGGAAUUGCAGCAAUACAGGCCGUUCAUGUACAAUGAACCAGACGGCAAGCCCCCACUCGAAGCGAAGCAAGGAUCCGAAGAGGCACCCGCUGGCGAACUCAAAAAAUACCAGGCUGUGCGCCACAACGAGCCUGAUGGAAAACCACCGACGGAGCUCAGGGAGAGCCCUGAUCCGGCUGAGCUGAGAAGAUACGAGGCUGUAAGGUGGAACGAGCCCGACGGCCAACCAGCGACGGAAGAUGAUUUUACUGCCCAGAGCCUCGAGGAGUUUGAGCUCAGCUCGAUCUCAGGCGAGCAGCACUCAAAGCCUGUCAUCGCUCGGACUUACCCGGCAGGAUAUGUCUCAGAACAGGAGAAGGCCGAAGAUUUGGACCUCUUACGAGCAAGUGACGUUAGAGCCGCGGCUGGUAUCGUGCAAUCCUCCAGCGAGACGCCAGAAGAAAAGACGAACCACCGCAACAUGUUGGAAUCAUCGAUGACUCGACAUGCUACAAGCUCAGACGCAAUCGACUCGCAGGCCCUUUCUGCACUGAGGGAAUCGAAGCUGAAGACAGAACCCGAGAGGAAGCUGACUGGCAACUAUGUUCGAGAUUUCCCUGAGGAAUUCGCAAGGUCGUGGGGCGCCGACACAGCAUCAAAUGCUGGCCUCCUCCCAAAAGACAUGACAGAUAUGGCCCCGUGUUUCCCGGUGGCCACCAAGUCGCUCGGGUCUUCGGUGGAGAGGCAAAUCCAAAAAGCAGAGAGGGAACAAGUCGAAGGAGCGUCUUUCGACACCCGCGCAGCACUCCAACCGGCCCUAGACCGACAGCAGGAGCGCAGCCGGCCAUUUUCGAGGCAGGCAGCCUUCCAAAAAGCCCUACUUGACCCGUAUUCGAAGAAGCCACAGGGGUUGGAGACGUCGUAUUCCAAGGAAUGCGCUGGGCAAUCGACUUGGCCCACCUACGUUAGAAAUUACGGCAGCGUCGAGGCCAAGCCGGAGUCGACGACUGGAAUAACCGAGACUGACAGGACCGGAUCCGUCGACACGGCAGCGCCCGAGCCGACGCUGUAUAAGAUUCUCGCCUACGAUCCCACGAUGCAGGCAAUAGACAUUGCCGAGACAACGUCCAUCGUUUCCGACAGUGCGUCCCCUCUGACCCCGGCCGAGGUUCUUCUCCGUCUGUCCAACCCCGCCAAAUUCUUCCCGCACUUCGGUCCCCUGCAGGCCGAGGGUUUCGAGAUUGUGUCCGGUAGCGGUGAUGUCCUCGUGUUCCGCAAAGUCCGACCAGCAACGGCCGAACCGAUGCAGCAGGAGAUGUCGGCGCCGUCCAUCAACCCCAUCGACAUGACAGGUGGCCUGCGCGAGUUCCCCAGCCCCGUUACGAGCAGGUUUGCCAGCCCGACGGGUUUCGUCAACUACGACCUCCCGCCACUCAGGGAGUCGCCCUCGGAGGCAGCUCCGCGCUUCGUCUCGGGCAUUGAUGUCCGGCGUGAGGAGCCCGUGUUCAGCGGCUCGAAGACGGAGCCGGAGGGCAAACCCAAGAGGAAGCUGCCGAAGCGAAUCGUCGUUGGGGCCGCGUGGGUUGCCGGCAUAUCGUAUGCCCUUGGGGUGAUGGGCGAGUAUUUCAAGACUGGCGGAGUUGAUGGGAAGGGGCCGAGGGGCUUAUGAGGGUUUGAGGCUUGACGCCCGCCUUCCUUUUUCCAGCCUCUGGUUUUUUACAACAGCCAGACCACAUUCGUUUUGCAUUGGCUGGAACAAGUGGUAUUUUUUAUUUUUAUUUUUGGAAUUCAUCAUCACAGGGGAUAUUCGAGGCCCAUACCCGGGGGGGAGCAAUGGUUUCUUUUUUGGGAUCUGGACACGAUGGUGUUUACAUAUUUGCAUGGGACCAUUCCCCUCUCCUUCCGUAGGCGUUGACGCAGCAC